AUGCAGCCCCUUGCUGUUGUCCUUUUUCUUCCUUUUGUGUGUCUUACGACAGCCUUUGAUAAAAUUAUCAGCACCAAUGGCACCUUUGCAAACCGAAGAAAUUACAGCACAAUAUCUGUUGUUAAUGGAGGUCGUUGGGGUGAUUGGACAUGGUCUGACUUUUGUCCAGAGAAAUCGUAUGCCUCUGGAUUUAGUGUAAAGGUGCAUGACUUUGGAGGAUUUGUUAGCGAUGACACUUCACUCAAUGGGAUCCGCUUAUACUGCUCAAGUGGUCAUAAUAGCAGUAUUAUGUACACCAUUGAGUCUAGCAGUGGAGAGUAUGGGUAUUGGUCAGGGAUUAGAUGGUGCCCACAAGACAGUGUUUUACGUUCCUUUCAGCUGAAAGUUGAAUCUGACCAAGGAGCACUUAAAGAUGACACAGCAGUAAACAACAUCAAAUUCCGUUGUAGCAAUGGCGUUGUCUUAGAAGAAUCAGGGGGUCGUUUUGGUGAAUAUGGUGGAUGGAGCAAUGUCUGUGUUAAAGGUGGAAUCUGUGGCAUUCAAACCAGACAGGAGCCAUAUAGGCCUUGGGUAACAGAUAAUACAGGCAUGAAUGAUGUUCGCUUUUUCUGCUGUGAAUAA
Molecule: messenger RNA, 621 nt
Organism: Rhineura floridana
Lineage: Eukaryota; Metazoa; Chordata; Lepidosauria; Squamata; Rhineuridae
Product: vitelline membrane outer layer protein 1 homolog
Exons: 3
Coding region: 1-621 (206 amino acids)
Source: RefSeq, a predicted model, not a curated record